Oppia nitens is the source of this 1245-nucleotide messenger RNA. RefSeq names its product neuropeptide FF receptor 2-like. Gene Ontology annotation, cellular component: membrane. Gene Ontology annotation, molecular function: G protein-coupled receptor activity. The record is from RefSeq and is a predicted model, not a curated record. Gene Ontology annotation, biological process: G protein-coupled receptor signaling pathway. NCBI's taxonomy places the organism in Eukaryota, Metazoa, Arthropoda, Arachnida, Sarcoptiformes, Oppiidae. The transcript has 6 exons. Bases 1 to 1245 code for a protein of 414 amino acids.
AUGGAUAUAGAAAGUGCUUUGAAUGCAUCGACACAUCAUUUACAUCCACAACACGACGAUUAUGACUAUUUCGACGAUAGCUAUAAUAACUUUAACUUUUCGGCCGUCAACUAUACGGACGCCACACAUACAAUAUGGGUCCGCAAACCCGUAUGGGAAGUGUUCAUCAAAACAAUGGCUGUCCUACCGAUUAUGACUAUCGGUAUAUUUGGCAAUUUAGCCAUUGUUUGUCUAAUUUUAAGAUUAAAGUCAUUACGUAAAUCGCAUAUCAAUUUAUUUAUUUUAAAUAUGGCACUGGCUGAUUUAUUAACAACAUUAUUUUGUCCAUGGAUGGGACUGGUAGACAAUGUUUAUCAAAACUAUGAAUUGGGACCAGUGUUUUGUAAAUUAGAGGGAUUUUUAAAAAUGUUAUGCCUAUUGGCGAGUGUAUUAUCAUUGGUGACGGUAUCAUUUGAUCGAUUCAUUGCAAUUGUUUUCCCAUUUAAACGCCAUCUGAACCGUAAAGUUUCAUAUUUAAUAAUAUUUGCCAUUUGGGCCAUUGCUAUUAUACUGUCCAGUCCACUAGCAUUUUGGCGAUCCUAUCGCCAGAGACAGUGGUUAGAUUAUCUGGAGAAAUGGUGUCCCGAGGAUAACGUAGAGACCACCAAAUUUUAUUGGCUGUUCCUAAUGCUGCCACUCGUAUAUCUGCCACUGUUUGUAAUGAUAGUCGUCUAUUCAGUGAUUAUCAGACAUAUGGAUAAAUAUGAGAAAACCAUAUCAAUAAACGAGACACCCGUCCGCAUAAAACAUAGCCAAACAUUAAUCAAAAUGUUGUUCCUAUAUAUACUGACAACUAUUAUAUGUUGGUUUCCAUUGCAAGCGGUUGUCUUCUACCGGCGCUUUAAAUCACCCGUUACUGAACUACCUUUUUGGUAUCUGGAUUGUUGUUUUUUAGCACAAUUGUUUGCAUCGGCCAACUCAGCCAUGAAUCCAAUCAUUACAUUUCGCAAAAGUUUUGCCCAUUUGUUGCCAAAAUUAAUAUCACCGAAGAAAACGACAGCUCAGCGAAUGGUACCAAUGGAUGUAGCGAUCAUACAGUGUCAGCUGGAUAUGGCUCAUCCAUCACUGGCAACGGCCAGUGCCGAAAAACAACGACAACUAAUGUUAGCCAAUAUUAGUAACGGUUUGAAUACAAAUACAACAAGUUUUACGAAACAAAUUCUUAUGAAAAGAGUGCCACAAAUAUUCUUAAGAGACGACACUUAA